Ilex paraguariensis (yerba mate) is the source of this 1075-nucleotide messenger RNA. Lineage: Eukaryota; Viridiplantae; Streptophyta; Magnoliopsida; Aquifoliales; Aquifoliaceae. The record is from the annotation of a GenBank genome assembly.
AAUCAUCACUGUGACCAUUCUUUCUGCGGCAAUAUCCAUAACAUCAGUUUCCCUUUCCGAUUGAAAGAUGAUCCAAAAUACUGUGGUAAUCCCAAAUAUGAGCUUGCUUGUGAAAAUAAUGUUACAGUUUUAUACUUGGGAUCCCAUAAACGCAAAUACCUCGUUCAAUCUAUCAACUAUCCUAACUUCACAAUCCGCCUUGUUGACUCUGCUGUACAAAAAAUAGAUAAUUGCUCCUUUCUUCCUCAGUAUCCUUUAACCAGUUACAACUUCACUGACAAAGAUCCAUAUAGCACUUUUAACCAUAUAUGGGACAUCCGACAAUUUAGACAGCAGAUAAACAAGCCUAUAAUUUUUCUGAAUUGCCCAUAUCCAGUAGAUUCUCCUCUCUACCUGGAGAUAGGACAGUGCAUCAAUGGAGUUUAUACUGCAAACUCCUCUUUCUCCUCCUCUUCCAGAAUACACUCUUAUGUCAAUGUUAGCGGCUUGAGGGCAGUAGAAGUGAGAGAGAGGUGCAGUAUAGAGCUAAUGGUGAUGACAUCGUGGGCGUUUAAGGAUCAUAAUAAUAUCUCUUUUUCAGACAUCUACGACGCCAUAGAAUAUGGGUUUGAGCUUUCUUGGUUCAAAACUCAGUGUGAAAAUUGCGAGCUGGGAAAUUGCUUCCUUCAAGACGACAAUCAGAAAGUUUGCGUCAGAGUUGGUUAUUGCUCCUUUCUUGGAAUGGCAAUAAAUACCAGAGUGCCAUUGCGUCUGUCGUUCAUUGUGGCGUCAAUGAGUCUAUUAUUCGAUGCUGUGCCAUUCAGGAUAUCCACCGAUUGCGGUAAGAAAUCGAAAAAUAGAAAUAUAUGUGUGUGUGUGUGUUACUCUAAUUUCUCCUCGCCUUUACCUGAUCGAUUUCUUUAGAGACUAAUGGGGUAAUUUCACUUAAUCUGUAGGAGAGUGUACAGUUGUGGGUUGGACUAGACAGAUUUAAGAGGGGGUAAUUUUGAAAAAACAUUAUUGACUAAUGACAUAUUGAUAGAACUUCAAAAUCUAUUAUAGAAUAUCAUCAAAAUUCACGGCAAUUUUUUUUGGA